AACAUUGAUUUUUCCACUUCCUCAUAAGAAAUCGUUCAGCGUGGUAUGAAUUUCAAGCUUCCUGAAAGUUAUUUAUUAUAUUACAUUUCCAUGGUCUUCUUUUGACUAUGGCGCUUGUACCAUACAAUGUGAAUAAUUUGCCCGCGCUCUCCAAACUACAUAAUUCGUCUGCCGAGUUCCAUUUUGCUGACCACCAUGUCAGACUAACCCAGGACUGGAAUAAACUCGGGGUAGCUGCUGUCGUCUGGGAUGCAGCGGUAGUGCUGUGUAUGUACCUGGAGUUGGGGCAGGUCGAGCUGACGGGGAAGGUUGCCAUCGAGCUGGGGGCAGGCACUGGAUUGGUGGGCAUCGUGGCAGCUCUUCUAGGUGCCAAAAAAGUGACCAUCACAGACCGCGAGCCUGCCUUGGGCUUCCUUGCAGCCAAUGUGAAAGAGAACAUUCCCCCGGAUCAGCUAGGAGCAGUGGAGGUCUCAGAACUGACCUGGGGCCAGGGAUUGGAGCGCUAUCCCACAGGAGGCUUUGACAUAGUGCUGGGAGCAGACAUUGUUUACCUGGAAGACACAUUUCCAUCAUUACUGCAAACUAUGGAGUACCUCAGCUCAGAGAGUAGUGUAGUGCUACUGGCCUGUAAGAUUCGCUACGAGCGAGACACUAACUUCCUGAGCAUGAUGAAGCAGAGCUUCACAGUACAGGAGGUGCACUAUGACAAGGAAAGAGACAUUCACAUCUACAAGGCUGUGAAGCUUCCAGCAAGGAGAGAUCUGUAGGAACCAUUGAAUGAUGGGGGAUGUGAGGGAUUUGAAUCACAGUGGAUGGAUCAAGGUGCUGUCAAUCAUCAACCGUUCAGGGAGCAACUAAUGAAUGGACAGCCAGUGCGAUGGUUGAGGGAGGAUGGUUUUGUUCGAUGCAGGGUUGUGUCCAGUAGGGAGAAAGCAUGGCGCUACUAUGGGUGAUUGUAAUUAAUGUCUUCAUUUCAUUCUUCCUUUUUUUAAUAAAAUGGAUUUGAAAACAAAUCAAGACAUCUGAAAAAUAA
This is a messenger RNA of Coregonus clupeaformis (lake whitefish), 1033 nucleotides long. RefSeq names its product protein N-lysine methyltransferase METTL21A. Gene Ontology annotation, molecular function: protein-lysine N-methyltransferase activity. Gene Ontology annotation, cellular component: cytoplasm; cytosol. Gene Ontology annotation, biological process: peptidyl-lysine methylation. Bases 108 to 767 code for a protein of 219 amino acids. The record is from RefSeq and is a predicted model, not a curated record. The transcript is spliced from 3 exons. NCBI's taxonomy places the organism in Eukaryota, Metazoa, Chordata, Actinopteri, Salmoniformes, Salmonidae.